Molecule: messenger RNA, 3915 nt
Organism: Kalmanozyma brasiliensis GHG001
Lineage: Eukaryota; Fungi; Basidiomycota; Ustilaginomycetes; Ustilaginales
Exons: 1
Coding region: 1-3915 (1304 amino acids)
Source: RefSeq, a predicted model, not a curated record
AUGGCGUCUGACUACUUCGGUCAACGCUCGGAAGACUCGUCCUCCUCUUCCAGCAUCACCAUCACAUCACGCACAGCGUGCCAGACCCCAUCACAGGAUACGACUGCCAGUUCGACUGGUCCACCGUCUCGCUCUUCGUCCGCUUCGUCCGCUUCUACGGAGCCCGACAGCUAUGCCGGCGCCUCAUAUGAUGUCAAAGGAAAGCGCAGAGCCAGCCAAGACGACGAGCACGAUCUCUCGGGCGCAAUACACCGUCUCUCCGUUGAGCCUGAAUCGUCUCUGACGCCGACCCAGAACGUAUCUUCAACACAAGAAUCUCCUACGUCGAUAGUUGACUUCAUGGCAUCUCGGCUACCACCAGCAGCUCGCAAAGGUUUGGCAGCCCCAGUGGACAGAGAACGACGCAUCAGGAAAGGUCGAGACAUGUCUUCCAGAUCUGUCGCCCCCAGCCCGCUGCGGUCUGCUUUGAACACUUCGCCAACCACAGCCAGCGCAUCUCAAUUCGCCUCCCUGCUCGGCCAGCCAACAGCCGUCUCAGCCUCGCUCUCUGCGCCUGACAAGAGCUCUGCCGCAGCAACCUCCGCCGCACUUCCCUCGUUGUACAAGGCAAGCAGGGGGCGCAGCAUGAAUGUCAGUCCCAGUCGCAGAUGGGAUCGACGCGGUGCUAGCGCUACCGUGCUCAGCGGAGCAAGUGCGAGCGGCAGUGGGGGUGAAGGCGACGACCCAAGUGACGACGACAUCGACAACAGUCGAAUGCGUUCGUCCAGUCGUCGUCUCUCGGUCGCCAAAGAAGAGGCUCUUUUCCCUCCAGACGAUGACUCGCCGCCGUUCUCUCCAUCAGAAGAGGUCGGUAAUCCAGUCGAUGCGCCUCCACAGGGACGUCGGCGCUCUAGGCGCUGGUCCAGCAUCGAGCGUGAACGCAGACGAGGAAUGCGCAUCCUUUUGCAGGAGCAUUCGACUCAGCUCGGCGACUCUGUGUCCACUCUCAAACCUUCUCGCCGCGAAUCCUCCAGUCGUGGUCGAACGCGCUCGACGCUUCAGAGCUCCAGCACUGCGGAAGACGAUGACUCCGACGUGGAUCUGUCAAGCUCGCUAUCGAGUUGUUCCAGCAGUUGCGAUCGCGCGUACGUCCCAAGAAGGGGCGAUACCGCUGCCAUUCCCAUCACAGGUACUCGAAGUCGCUCAAAGCUUGCAAGCGAAAUCGCGUCGACCGCUUCGGUAAGCGCUGCCUCCAGCCAGGGUAACGUUCCAUCUUCCAUGGAUGACAGUGAUGACCCUUCGCCGGCAGCAUCCACUCCUUCCACCUCGCUUGUCCAGCGAAGCCCUCCCGGCUUGGCUGCUCUCAAGCCCAUCAUCGCUAUCCCGGUGACUUCCGAGGCCGACCCUCUUCUGGGCCUAGCCACCCCGAGCGUCGAGGACAUGAUCCAAGUAGACAAGGUCGAAUUCUUCCCAGAGGAAGCCAUCACUGCACAGCUUGCCUCGGACAAGACCAAGCGCAAGACGUCUCCAAAGCGAGCCAAGAAGUCAUCUUGGAUCAUUGGCGAUUUCGAAAGCGAGCCAGAAAGUGAUGACGAGCCAAGAUCUGCACAAAACAAGCUCGAUACAGCUCGUAAAAGUAGCAACGCCACUGCUCUCAACGCAUCGCCUCCUUCGCCCACAGCCAGCAGCUACCAGGCCCGCCUUGCCAGUCUGCAAAGUCAACUGCGCAUCUGGUCUCGUACUCCGGAAGCGCCCGCGGCUCCUCGAGUCCGCGAGACGUCUUCUGGCUCAGAAGGACAGACCGACACGGAGGCUGACACCAAGGACGCCGACUCGGCCAGCUCCAGUCUCUUGUCUGCCAGCUGGCGGAAUCUGACACGACUUCCGAACCUGAUUCUGCUGCCUGGUCUGGCCGCAAGGCAAGCACGCGAGUCUCUUGCUGCAUCGGCUAAGGCUCAGGACGGAACUACAGGAAGCGACGGCAAGGAAGCAUCCGCCCCCACAUCCGAGAAUGACUUUGCGCAGAUCUACCGCCUCGCAAGCUCAUCUCAGGGUUCUUCUGACGAGUCGGUGUUGCAGGCACAGCGCAACGCUGCCAUCAAGACGGGUCGACCGCCGUCCCCGUCACCUCCUACCUCGCUUCUAGGCUCUCGACAGAGCAGCGACGACAGCAUUAGCACCACUGAUCAAGCCUACUCGGCCCGCAACCCAUCGAAUGCCUCGCGCAGUGGAAGAGGUGUUGCGUCGCCUUUGGAAGCCGAUCGGGACCCGUCAGCCUACGUCUCUGGCCUCGGCCAGCCCAUUGACCCAGACACCGAGCUGUCUUCCGUGGUGCAGCUGCAGACCUUCCGCAGUCGAAGCCGGAGCAGGCCUGCCGACCCAGCACACAGAGGACGUGGGGCCGCACAGUCGCGCUCGUACCGCCAUCAAGAUAGGCACGACGAUGCGCGCGGCCCACGGUCACCCAAGCAGCUCGGCCAAGCGAUCGAGUUGGAGCCCACAGAGGAGGAGAAGGAGAAUGCACCGGCUGCCACCGCAGAUAGGCCAGGCGCAGGUGGAGCGACAGGUGCGCUCGCCAUCCAGAUUCCAAGCCCGACCCGUCAGAGUCGGCGAGACUUGUUUGCUGAUGGACCCGCCCCAACAGAUACCGCCUCUGCGCCCACCUCGCCGACCUUCCGCAAAGGCGCGUUGUCAUCUGCGUCGAGUGCAGACGAGGCGGACGCACCAUCUCCACCUCGCGCAGGCGAGGGCUCGGAGAGUAGUUCCGUCGACGCCGAUGGCUUCCGCAUUGUCCGACGGCGACCGCACCGAAGGUUUUCUGGUUCCAAAUCGCUCAGGCCCAAGGUGGACGCGCUGGUGCCUCAGGGUUUCUCUGCAUUCGCGGGAGAAGACGGAGAUGAGAAAGUGGGGGACUCAGACUCUGACGGAGAUGCGACUCCUUCGCCUGCCCAAUCACGCAGAAACCGAGGUCGUCGGGGUCGCAACUCUUCGCCUCGCCGCUCCAACCGUCAAUGCGCAGUGGGUCUCUUCGGCGGAGGCGGCGCGACUUCGAACGAACCGCCGUCGACUCCUCGUUCUCGCUUCGGUGGUCGCCGAGAAGGUUCGAAUCUGGGAAUGUCUACUCCUAUUCGCACCGUUCGAUCCUCGCCUGAUCUCACGUACGCUGCCGCGGCUGCCGCUGCCGCGUCUGCUCGUGAUGGCGAUGCGGACAACCAAGACGCGAUUCAGGAUGACCCUUCACCACCUCGUGGCUCCAGGGGACGCCGAGGAGCCGUCAAAGUGGUCGCGUCAUCUGUCGGUCAACGGGCCUCGAUGGCGCAGCCUCUGCUCCUUGCGGGCGUCGAGGGGGUCGGUCGUGGACCCUCUUACCCGCCUCGCGCUGUCGAGAUCCUUGAAGAUGGAUCGAACAGCCCAGAUGCUAUAGAGCAAGACGCGACCACCUCAUCCGCAGCACAGGGCAGUCGCGGACGAAGCACCUCAACCACUUCCUGCGGCAGUGCCUCUCCGCAACCCUUCCGUUUCCGCCUACUCAGCAACUCAUCGCAUCUGCUCAUGCUCUCGCUCGAGCUGGAUAUGAUCAAGAAGCAGAAAAUCUCGGCGCCACUCAAGCCGCGGUGGGGCAAACACCGGGCGAACGACUUCAACCCUCUACCCUCGACCAUCUCGUACUCGUCGACGUCGGCGUUAUUCGCCCCGUCGAGCUAUCUUCGCUCGCCAUUCUCGGGUGAUGCCAGUGCGGGCGAGUGCGACGAUGGUGACUGUCAGCCGUGCACCGAACCCAAGGGCGUCAGCCGAGGCAGGGCAAACAAGCCUGGCGCGUCGGUCAGCACCAUCGGCGGCGGCCUCAGGGAUCCGAGCAGCAGACUUCGAUUCUCGUGGAAGCUCACCGAUAUCGCUUCCGCCCUCGACGGCGCCCCUACCCCCACCAGAGGCUGA